AUGUCAGAUAAAGACCAGGUGUUCUGGGAUGCCGUCAUGGACCACAAUAAGGGUGGUGGUUGCGAGAAACGCAUUUUCAAACGAUUCAAGAAGCGCAGCAAACCGAUCAAUGUCGAGCAUCUCGCUGAAACGUUCGGUGUUGACAAAAAAGAGAUUGAGCAGGUGAUUCCAACUCGACCGUUCAAGCAUAUGUCAAACUAUGAAACAUAUCCAUGUACUAUGGCUGAGUUUUUGUACAAAUGGGGCGCCUACAUAUGGGAUGCGCUUGUUUCAGCCCUACUUCACUCAAAGAGCUCAGUAGAUGUGUUCAUCAUUUUAUGCGAAAAUAGAAACGUUUUGCUGCUAUUUUUAUGUGACGAACCUGCAAAAUGCAAUUCAACCUCUUGGUUCAUUUCUUUCAAACUCCUUCCAAAAUUCAUCAUUGACUAUGACGAGGUUGCAGAGGUAUCAAUCAAUCGUGUCAGUUUGCAGGUCUACUCGCUAUUCAUGAAGAUCGACGACGACCGAAGUGGCAGCAUUACGGCGCCAGAGAUCGCACAUGUCCUCAGUAAUUUUGGAUGUGAUGUAUCUCCAAAAAUUGUUCAGGCUGUAAUGCGUUCAUCGGAUAAAAAUGGUGAUGGCGAAAUCACUUUUGAAGAAUUUUUAGCAGUUGCUUUGUCAAAGUCAAAGCUGAAGAAGUAUAAAGACAGUAUGCCUCAUGUGACGAAGAUGUUGGAAGAGCGAAAUGAACAAUACCUAAGUACCGAAUCAUUGCAAGACGUAUGGUCGCAAUCGGUUGGCGUUAAGAUAAGUGAACACGAGGCGAAUGCUUUACUGGCUCAAGCAAACCCGUCGAAUGAGAGUCAAGUGACAAACCAUCACUUCAUUCGAAUGUGGCAGAAUAUUUGA
This is a messenger RNA of Anisakis simplex (herring worm), 888 nucleotides long. NCBI's taxonomy places the organism in Eukaryota, Metazoa, Nematoda, Chromadorea, Rhabditida, Anisakidae. The record is from the annotation of a GenBank genome assembly.